GCGCAAAUUCCAAGGGUGGCGGUUCUGCUCAUGACGACUCUUGCUCCAAACAGUGUAUACCAGACUCUAUUUACUGGACAAAACCAAGUUUAUACAAACUCAAGUGGCGAGGUCCUCAUGAAUCUGGACAUUUCUAAUGCACAUGAAAAUCCAGGAGCGGACUCAUAUGUUCAACAAGUUUGCUCUGUUGUUAUUAGCCAAGAAAAUCCAAUUACUUCUGAAGUACAAAGUGAACUUAAGGUAUCUGAAUCUGUUUCUUCUGGUCCGGUGGGACGUUUCGAAUGUAACUACUGCCAUAAGAAUUACUUUUCUGAAUCCAAUCUCCAACUUCAUUUAGAUGUUGCUCAUCGUGGUUUACGUCGUUUUCAGUGUAACUUUUGCGGCAAAACUUAUGCUAAAGGUUUCCUUCUAAAAGCUCAUGUGAAAAGUGUUCAUGAAAAUAUUCGUGAUGUGACAUGCACUAUAUGUCAGAAGGCUUUUUCUAAACGAUCUGUGAUGCGCAGGCAUAUGAAGUCAGUUCAUGCAGAGAAAAAAGAUUUUCACUGUAAUCUAUGUCAAAAACAGUUUACAGAAAAAAAGAAUCUUCAGAUGCAUAUAAAUGCAUUGCAUAAAGGUCUACGACCCCAUCAAUGUGAUGAUUGUCUCAAAGAGUUUGCUCGGAAGUGCGAUUUGUUAAGACAUUCAAAUUCAGUUCAUCGUGAUUCCAAACCUUACAUGUGCCCGUUAUGUAAUAAAGGGUUUCCACAGAAAUGGUAUUUUGAGCGUCAUGUGGCUUCUGUCCAUAAAAAGACUCCAUUUCCAGUAUCUUUUAUGGUGCCACGACAACAAACCCAACAACAACAUCAAACUUUACAAACUCAACAAGAACAACAACAAAUACAAGAAAUGUUACAGCAACAACAACAAGAACAACAACAACAGCAACAUCAAUUAAUUCAUCAUCAGCAGGAACAACAACAACAACAACUGACAGUCCUUCAAACUCAACCUCAUUCUCAACAAGUCAACUUACCUAUGGGCACUAUAAUUGCCACACCUGGCUCUGUUCAGAAUGCAAUGCCUUCUGGUACACAGGUAAUGAUGGUUGCUCCUGGAGUAAAUAUGCCUAUGCCAGCAUUUUUCUUUCAACCACAACAAGCUACUCCAUUCGCAAAUACUAUUACUAUGAAUCCACACACAGCAGUUCUCCCGACAAGUACUAAUUCUCUAUUUCGUUCCAAUUGUGCUACAACCUCAGCAACAUUCAUCACUUCUCCUUUUGGUGUUAGUCAUUUACCUGUGAAACCGAUAACUUUUAAUUCAACACAAAUAGCUGUUACUGCUCCUUCAACUCCGUCACCUUCUAGACCAUCAAAAGAAUAUCAGUGUGCGACUUGCUCCAAAGUGUAUCCUCGACGUCAAAGUUUGCAAGCUCAUAUAAUACAAGUACAUACAGAUAAAAAGCCAUAUGAAUGUAAUGUAUGUCAUAAGGGUUUUGUUCGUCGUUGGGAUUUUUAUCGUCAUGUGAACUCUGUCCAUCAUGAUAAUGCAACAACUGCUAUUGGCAAUGACAAAUUAGAAGAAUAUGUAGCAUGGAUGCGUGGACGUCGAUCAUCGUUGGAUAUUAGCUGGGAAUGUUUAAAUGCUGUUCGACCUGAUUUAACAAGAGUCAAAAUAGAAGGACAACCACAAACUUCACAAAUGACACCGAAACCAGAACAAAUGAAUCAUUACCUCAUAGGAUCAGAUGUUACAGCUGUUGAUACAUCAGAUAUAAAUAAUUUAUGAUAACAUAUAAACAAAUAACAUAAAUAUUGUUACUUUCUGUAUAUAAUUAUGUAAAUGAAUUAAUUCUUUUAUUCGUUAGUUUGUCGAUAAAAUCGAUACAAUAAUGUGGUUGAUUUUUCUUUUUUUUUCUCAUUAGGCUAAUCUUUGUUUAUCAAGAGUCGUCUACUGUUUGGUUUCCUUUUUUUCCUUAGGUGCAAUAGCCCUACUGUGAUCAUGCAUUGUUCUAUAAUAUUCAUCAAGUGAAUAUUCUCGUUUGUACCCUUAAAAUUUUUUGCAUAUUCAAGCAAAUUUGCAUCAAUUCUUAUUGUUAUUAUUACUAUUAUUAUUGCUUGACGUUAUUUUGUUAAGCGUUUAAAAUUAAAUUAGCAGCAGUAUUACAGACUACUCUUUAUUCAAACCAAAUAACAAUCUUUUUCUCACUGAAAUUUUCCAGUGGUUUUCAUAUUGCUAGUAUUAAUGUUAUGAGCAUUAUUUUACAAUCAUGUAGUUAUGAUAAUUCAUUGUUCUUUUUUUCGUCUCAUCAUGUUCAUCACUACAAGUUUAAUUUCUUUUUGUUAUGUAUCAAUAAAUAAUUCGUAUUGUAACUAUUAUUUCCUAUGCUCCCCCCUCCUUAAAACUAUUUUAUCUCAUAUUACCUACAAUCUAAUUAAAUUUUUAUCCCACUCUUUCAUAUUAUAUAUAUGUUUACUGCUUUGCUUCAGCAUCAUUAAUUGGUGGAGCAGCUGAGUAAUAUUUAGUGAGUGUAAAAUUUGCUUAGUGUCCAACUUUGCAUGGAUUAUCUACAUUAUUUUUAUCACAACGGGAGAAAUAUCGGUAAAAGUAUAAUAUACUGGUAGCCUUGAGUUAACCAGUCAUAAUUAAGAUAACGCCUGAUGUAUUUUGCGCGAAGUUUAAAGUGCAGUGAUAGAUAGCGUAUCUGACAUUAUCAACCAAGAGAUAAUUGGCAGUGCUUGGUUCUUAGAAUGUUUGAGAUCAAUGAAAAUAUCUACGAUGCAACCAAAAAGUUAAUUUUGGAUGGUGCUAAGGCUAAAUUACAUAACAUACUUGCUUCUUAAGAGGAUUUUGAAUUAAAGCACCUAAUAUCGUCCAUUGUGUAAUCAAAUGUUUAGUGAAGCUAGAUAGUAUUCUCCCUGUUUCACUCGUACUCUAAGUAUCAGAGGUUUGUAAACGGGAAAAUGGCAAGGCCACUGCAUUAUUGCUGAUGUUUGUUCGUGUUGAAAACUUUGACCUUAAUUUGCAAGACUAACUCAAAAAUCCAGUUGAACUCUUAAUGCUUAACCCCUACCUUUAGCAUUAUAACUAAUGUCAGUUGGUGAUGAAACCUCUAUGGGGUUGUAAACUUAACUCAAAACACUAGCCCGACUCUUAAUAUGCAUGUAUGUUUGUAAACUUGCCUUUGUCUCUUUACUAUAAGGGGUAAUUUGACUUGUGAUGGUUAUUUAUUACGGUGAAAGUUAUUUCAUUUUUUUAAAAAUUGUUACUUGUUUCAUAAUAAGGCACUGUUUCCUAAUUGACAACUUUAUAUUUAAUAUAUAGUAUUAUGCAUUAUAGUUGCUUCCUUGUUGCUUCACAAG
Molecule: messenger RNA, 3341 nt
Organism: Schistosoma haematobium
Lineage: Eukaryota; Metazoa; Platyhelminthes; Trematoda; Strigeidida; Schistosomatidae
Exons: 14
Coding region: 31-1767 (578 amino acids)
Biological process (GO): regulation of transcription by RNA polymerase II
Cellular component (GO): nucleus
Molecular function (GO): DNA-binding transcription factor activity, RNA polymerase II-specific; RNA polymerase II transcription regulatory region sequence-specific DNA binding
Source: RefSeq, a predicted model, not a curated record